GGCACCCUAAGCUGAUCUGCACUGUGCCUUCAGGCUUCCUUGCUACUUAUCUAGAGGGAAGAUACUGAGGCUCAAGGAGUCAGUGACUUGCUGAAGGUCACACCGUUGGGAAAUGGCUGAGUUCACUGCAAACCACAGUGUGGGUUUUUGUUGUUUUGUUUUGUUUUGUUUUUUGGUCCCUGUCUCAGGAUACCAGCCCCACCCAGAAGUCCUCUUGCCCUGACUGGAGGAGAGAUGCCUUCCUGAGCAUCUCUUUUGCUUCCUGGUUUCUGUGCUGAGUUCUCAUAAAUCUGUCACUACACAGUGCCUCUCACUGGGCUCCAAGGAAGAGCAAACAAGCACUUGCAGGAAAGCAGUAAUUCACUUGAGAAUGGCACGCAAUGGGGGACUCUAGGCCCCCUCAGUGGCUUGGGGCAAGCUUCUUGCUUUGGUUUGACCCCAUGAAAUAUGAAUGACUCUAGAGAGGAUACAGCAGGUUGGAGCAGAAGUACCCCAAAGGUUACCAGACUGGAGACCUGGAAUCAUCAGGGGUUUCCUGAGAUGACUCUGCUGCCGAAGAAGCCCUGCAAGUCCAAGGCCAAGGGGCUCCUGCUGGGAGCUCUCUUCACCAGUUUCCUGUUGCUGCUGUACUCCUACGUGGUGCCUCCACUGUAUCCCCACAUGGCCUUCACGACCUCAGAGGCUGCAGCACCCUGCUCCCCUGUUCCCAAUGAGCCAGUGGCAGCCACUCCCGCCAACGGCUCUGCAGGAGGGUGUCAACCUCGGCGAGAUAUUGUGUUCAUGAAGACGCACAAGACCGCCAGCAGCACACUGCUCAACAUCCUGUUCCGCUUCGGCCAGAAGCACGAGCUCAAGUUCGCUUUCCCCAAUGGCCGAAACGACUUCCACUACCCGUCAUACUUUGCACGAAGCCUGGUGCAGGACUACCGGCCUGGGGCGUGCUUCAACAUCAUCUGCAACCACAUGCGCUUCCACUACGAGGAAGUGCGCGGGCUGGUGCGGCCGGGUGCCACCUUCAUCACCGUCAUCCGCGACCCUGCUCGGCUCUUCGAGUCCUCCUUCCACUAUUUUGGAUCCGUGGUGCCGCUCACCUGGAAGCUGUCGAGCCGCGACAAGCUGGCUGAGUUCCUGCAGGACCCCGAUCGCUACUACGACCCGAGCAGCUACAACGCGCACUACCUCCGCAACCUGCUCUUCUUCGAUCUGGGCUAUGAUAGUAGCCUGGACCCCGCCAGCCCGCGCGUGCAGGAGCACAUCCUGGAGGUGGAGCGCCGCUUCCACUUGGUGCUGCUGCAGGAGUACUUCGACGAAUCCCUGGUGCUGCUCCGAGAGCUGCUGUGCUGGGACCUGGAGGACGUGCUGUAUUUCAAGCUCAACGCGCGGCGCGACUCGCCGGUGCCGCGGCUCUCUGGCGAGCUGUACCGCCGAGCCACUGCCUGGAACCUGCUGGACGUGCGCCUCUACCGUCACUUCAACGCCAGCUUCUGGCGAAAGGUGGAAGCUUUCGGGCGUGAGCGCAUGGCGCGCGAGGUAGCCGAGCUGCGCCAAGCGAACGAGCACAUGCGCCGCAUCUGCAUAGAUGGCGGCCAAGCAGUUGGUGCUGAGGCCAUCCAGGACUCAGCCAUGCAGCCCUGGCAACCCCUGGGCAUCAAGUCCAUCCUGGGUUACAACCUCAAGAAGAGCAUCGGGCCACAACACGAGCAGCUUUGCCGGCGCAUGCUCACGCCCGAAAUCCAGUACCUGUCUGACCUCGGUGCCAAUCUCUGGGUCACCAAGCUCUGGAAGUUCCUUAGGGACUUUCUAAGGUGGUGACGUACCCUGCCCACCUCCUGUUUGACUUCCUGGUGCAGCAAGGCCGGGCAGGGAGCCUCUGGCACCUAGCCUUCCCUAGCCACGCCUAGUGCCACCCUGGGGUCCCUAGGGUCAUAGCUGUCUGGGACUAGUCUCUCUGCACGAGAGGGCCUAACGGAGAGGUAUUUAACUAAUUAUGCCAUUUUUUUUAUUAAAUCCCCUUUAUUUCCAGCCUCCUCUUACAAGGGGAGACUCAGAAGUAAAGACAUUUUAUGUGUU
Messenger RNA from Mus caroli (Ryukyu mouse), 2070 nucleotides. The record is from RefSeq and is a predicted model, not a curated record. Lineage: Eukaryota; Metazoa; Chordata; Mammalia; Rodentia; Muridae.